Molecule: messenger RNA, 1270 nt
Organism: Manduca sexta (tobacco hornworm)
Lineage: Eukaryota; Metazoa; Arthropoda; Insecta; Lepidoptera; Sphingidae
Exons: 6
Coding region: 174-1232 (352 amino acids)
Biological process (GO): rRNA processing
Source: RefSeq, a predicted model, not a curated record
AAAAAUGACGUUUGAAUUAUGUCAUAUGUCACAACCACACAAACAGAAGACAAAUUUGUUUUACCAAAAUUAAAGUUGAAACCAUUACUCUGUUUUAAUUUUUAAUAUGAUAGCUUUAUACUAAAUAUAUCCAUAAAGUUUCAUGGGAGUGUUGAAUAUAUUUGUCUUACAAAAUGAUUUCUUUCUAUCGGUAUUAUCACAUGUCAUGUGCAUUGUAUAAUUUAAAAAAGCAGGGUAUGAAACUUUGUAAAAUGGUUAAUCCGAAAACGAAACGGCAAUGGUAUCCACAAAUAGAAGCUCCUGCAAUGCCCAGUCUUAAAAGUUUAACCAAAGUAAAGAAUGAACCGGGGAAGCGUGGUAUACGUAGAAUGGCGAUGCUUAAUAAAAUGUUCAUGAAACAGAUAACAGACAUGAUGUCUACAGGCACUGUUGCAAUGGAUAUUGUUGGUCGGGGAAUUGAAAUUUCAAAAGUAAACAUAUCCCCAGACUUUCAAAGAGUGAAUGUGUUCUGGGUUUGUAAAGGUGAUACAACAGAUGAGGAGACUGAGACUCUUCUCAAUAAGACCGCUGGUGCUCUGAGACAUGAACUAUCUACUUUAAGAGUUAUGGGCCAAGUUCCAUACAUCAGUUUUGUCAAAGAUCAUCAGGAAGCUCGACUAGUGGAUCUUGAUCGUUGUUUGGCCGCCGCAGAUUAUGGAGAGGAUUUUAAAGCGACGGAUAUGGGACAUAUACUAAAGAGCGAAUUUACUUUAGUUACGAAACUAUCUGCAGAAAUGAAGGCUAAAAUUCAACGAAUAGAAGAAGAGCUACCUAUAGAAGACGAUGCUAUACCAGAAAUGACACACAAUGUGUAUGGACUUGAUCACGCUAAAAUCAUGAGCAGGCUUCUCGCAGCCAGGAAGAAAAGCAGAGACGCGUGGCAGAAUUUAGGAAAUGAUUCAGUGAUAUCGUAUAGAGUAGUAAGUCAGGAGAGUAAACCACCGGAGGUUAAUACAACUAGCCAAAGUAAGGAGUUGGCAGAGUUCUUACAGAAGAGACAGAUUUUACAAAACAAAUUGUCGAAACAAUUGCGUAGUUCAAACGUGGACUGGAUGGCUCACGACAAAGAGGAUGACAAUGAAGAAGAAAUCAUUUACGAUGAUGAAUACGAAGACGAACUGUUUUAUGAAGAAGAUGACUUUUAUCAAGAAAACUCUCAGUAUGAAGCGAAGGAUAGUAAAAGUUUAAAUUGAUAUUUAUUUUAUUAGUUGAAUAAAUUAUUUUAACUGUU